Messenger RNA from Papaver somniferum (opium poppy), 1205 nucleotides. RefSeq names its product LRR receptor-like serine/threonine-protein kinase IOS1. The coding region runs from base 30 to 1040 and encodes 336 amino acids. The transcript has 7 exons. Gene Ontology annotation, molecular function: protein binding. NCBI's taxonomy places the organism in Eukaryota, Viridiplantae, Streptophyta, Magnoliopsida, Ranunculales, Papaveraceae. The record is from RefSeq and is a predicted model, not a curated record.
UUAAGGCUAUAAACAUGUGAAGUGGAUAAAUGAUCAAGUGCUAUUGUCAUUUCUUUCUUUGUUCGUUACAUACUCUCAGCUAUAACUUGAUUGGCAGCAUCAUGAAGAUGAAUUUUGUUCAUUUCAUAUCAGUGUUGUCUUUUUCAUCUCUAUUGUUUCUGGCGGUAUCAGCAUUAACAGACGAGACAAAUUCAACAGUAACAGGCCACACAAAUUCAAAAGAUGUGAAGGGGAUACAGGUUCUACUAGAUGCUUAUCCUAUGCUUGAGUAUUUAGCAACGGAUGAUGAAAAUGAAUCUGAUGAUCCAUGUCUUCCCAUUACAAAGUAUUCAUGGACUAACUGUACCUCCGAUGUCACUCCUCGAAUAACAGCAUUAAAUCUUGGAUUUUCUGGAGCAAUGUCUAAUGCAGAUCUCCCAGAUUUUAGUGUCAUGGAUGCACUUGAAAUCAUAGACUUGAGCGAUAACUUUUUGGGCCAUGAAUUUCCAGAUUUUCUUGCGGACUUCCCUAAACUGAAAGUGCUGAAUUUGGCGAAUAACUAUCUCACUGGAACAGUGCCUACUUCAUUAAGGAAAAAAUCGAACGAAAAAAAGUUGAAGUUGACGUUGACAGGAGAGUCAAUGACUGAGUUGUGUUAUUCCGAUCAAGACGUAUGCCCAACCGCAGCUGGGAGGAAACCUUCACCAGGAACGGAUGAGGAAACAGAAACUUCAUCAGGAACUGAUGAGGAAACAUCACCAAUGAGAAGUGGAAAAAAGAAAACGACACCAAUUGUGCUCGGAAUUUUAAUUCCAAUUUUUCUGAUUUUCUGGGCUGUUGUUGGAUUUCUUGCUAUCAGACAUCAAAAGAGAAAGGCUGCUGCAAUGGCAGGGCAAAUAUAUGGGAACUCAGGGCCUGCAAUACCCAUGUAUGGAAAUACUAUGAGCCCUAGUCCACUGCUACCUGGAGUGAACUAUAAAGACUUUGGGAUUGCCGCGAAAAAUGUUAUACCCGAUGAUCAGGGAGUAAAAAAUGACCAACAAAUGCACCAGACUGUUUAAGCUAAUUGAAUGAGAACUUAAAUUGGUGCCAACUUGUUGUUUUGAAUAUAUCUCGUCAUUGUUGAAUAUUCAAUUCUUAAGUUUUGGUGAAAUUUAUUUUGUAUCAGUGCCACCCGGAAAUUUGUCAACAAUAUUUGUACCUUUUGUUCUUAAUAACAAUGCCAA